GGGCCCGGCCCGGCCCCCCAUGGUGCGGCAUGUCGAAGACGCUGCGGAAGAAGCGGCACUGGCUCAGCAAGGUGCAGGAGUGCGCCGUGUCCUGGGGGCCGCCGCAGCCCGGCGGGGCGCCCGACCCGGACCUGCUGCGGGGCGGCGCCGAGCUCGGCGAGUUCCCCUACCUGGGGGGCCGCCUGCUGCUGGGCGAGCUCGGCGGGCCCGGCCCGGUGCUGCUCUCCGGCAAGCCCCCGAGCCCCGGGGACGUGCUGCUGGAGGUGAACGGCACCCCCGUGAGCGGCCUCACCCACCGCGACACCCUGGCCGUCAUCCGCCACUUCAGGGAGCCCGUGCGCCUCAAGACCGUGCGCCCAGGAAAAGUGAUCAACAAAGACUUGCGUCACUACCUGAGCCUGCAGUUCCAGAAAGGCUCAAUAGACCAUAAACUCCAACAGGUGAUCAGAGACAAUCUUUACCUGAGAACCAUCCCAUGCACUACAAGGGCUCCCAGGGAUGGGGAGGUCCCAGGGGUGGACUAUAAUUUCAUUCCUGUUGAACAGUUUAAAGCAUUGGAAGAAAGUGGAGCCUUGCUAGAAAGUGGAACAUAUGAUGGUAAUUUCUAUGGUACACCAAAGCCUCCAGCAGAGCCCAGUCCCUUUCAGCCAGACGCAGUGGAUCAAGUUCUUUUUGACAAUGAUUUUGAUGCAGAAUCCCAGAGAAAAAGAACAACGUCAGUCAGCAAGAUGCAAAGAAUGGAUAGCUCUCUCCCUGAGGAGGAAGAGGAGGAAGAAAAGGAAGCGGUUAAUGGCAGUGGAGGUGCAGAAAACAGAGAGAGACAUUCAGAUUCUUCUGACUGGAUGAAGCCUGUUCCUAGUUACAACCAGACAAGCAGCUCCAUGGAUUUCAGAAAUUACUUGUCAAGGGAUGAGAGCCUAGAGCCUCUACCCAAGAACUGGGAGAUGGCCUACACAGACACAGGCAUGGUCUACUUCAUAGAUCACAACACCAAGACAACCACUUGGCUUGAUCCUCGACUCUGUAAGAAAGCCAAAGCUCCUGAAGACUGUGAGGAUGGAGAACUUCCUUAUGGCUGGGAGAAAAUAGAAGACCCUCAAUAUGGAACAUACUACGUCGAUCACAUUAAUCAGAAAACCCAGUUUGAAAAUCCAGUAUUGGAAGCCAAGAGAAAAAAACAGCUAGGACAGACUGAUGUUGGCCCUUCAAAACCAGAAUCAGAGAAGUCACUCUUCACCAGAGAUCCAGCCCAACUUACAGGAGCCCUUAUACGGACAUCAUUGAAGAAAAGCACUAUGGGAUUUGGUUUCACAAUCAUUGGUGGAGACAGACCGGAUGAGUUCCUCCAGGUGAAGAAUGUGCUGAAAGAUGGACCUGCUGCGCAGGAUGGGAAAAUUGCGCCAGGUGACGUCAUUGUAGACAUAAAUGGCAGCUGUGUCCUUGGCCAUACCCAUGCAGAUGUUGUUCAGAUGUUUCAGCUAGUUCCUGUCAACCAGUAUGUGAAUAUGACUUUGUGUCGGGGUUACCCGCUUCCUGAUGACAACGAAGAUCCUGCUGUAGACAUGGUUACAGCUACACCCAUCAUCAAUGGCCAGCCAAUGACCAAGGGAGAUAUCUGCAUAACCAGCCAAGAUUUAAUACCUGGAACAGUUAUUUUAGACCAUAAUGGGAAACCGGGUCACAUUUUGGUCAAUGGUCGCCUGAACAGCCCUUCCAUGGACCCAAAUGAACAGAGGAUCUCCGUAUCUUCUCCAGGAGGCUCCCAGCCGGAACUGAUCACUAUUCCUCUGGUCAAGGGCCCUAAAGGAUUUGGGUUUGCAAUUGCAGACAGCCCUACAGGGCAGAAAGUGAAGAUGAUUUUAGACAGCCAGUGGUGCCAUGGCCUUCAGAAGGGAGAUGUAAUCCAAGAGAUUUACCAUCAGAACGUACAGAACUUGACACAUCUGCAGGUGGUGGAGGUGCUGAAGCAGUUUCCAGUGGGAGCUGAGGUCCCACUGCUUAUCUUAAGAGGAGGUCCCCCCUCACCUGCUAAAACUGCCAAAGUGAAAGCAGAUAAACAGGAGAAUUCAGGAAGCUUAGAGGCUAUCAGUGAUUCCAUUCCGCAGCCUAUGCCAUUCCCACCUACUGCUGUGAGGUCAGGUUCUCCAAAACUAGACCCUUCAGAAGUCUAUCUGAAGUCUAAGACAAUAUUUGAAGAUAAGCCUCCAAACACAAAGGAUAUGGAUGUUUUCCUGCGAAAACAGGAGUCUGGGUUUGGCUUCCGCGUGCUCGGAGGGGAUGGACCAGACCAGUCAAUAUAUAUUGGGGCCAUCAUCCCACUGGGAGCGGCAGAGAAAGAUGGCCGACUCCGAGCUGCUGAUGAGCUGAUGUGCAUUGAUGGAAUCCCUGUCAAAGGGAAAUCACACAAACAGGUCCUGGACUUAAUGACCGGUGCUGCGCGGAAUGGCCAGGUGCUGCUCACUGUCCGGAGGAAGAUCUUCUUUGGCGGCGAGAAACAGCCAGAAGAGGAGGAGUCGCAGCUGCCCAUUUCCACUCAAAAUGGAUCUCCUCGGCUGAACCGGGUAGAGGUCACAAGCAGACAGCCCCCAGAAGCCUAUGAUGUCCGGCUACAGCGGAAAGAGAAUGAAGGAUUUGGCUUUGUCAUCCUCACCUCAAAAAACAAACCUCCUCCUGGCGUGAUUCCCCACAAGAUCGGGCGUGUAAUUGAAGGAAGCCCAGCCGAUCAGUGUGGGAAGCUGAAAGUGGGAGACCGUAUCUCAGCCGUGAACGGGCAGUCAAUCGUAGAGCUGUCCCAUGACAGUAUAGUGCAGCUGAUUAAAGAUGCAGGUCACGUGGUCACCCUGACUGUCAUUGCUGAGGAAGAGCACCGUGGCCCCCCUUCAGGAACCAACUCUGCCAGACAAAGUCCAGCCCCACAGCACAGACCUAUGGGAACAACACAAGCCAACUCUGCAACAGCAGACAGGGGAGUCACGGAAGAUGAAGCUGGAAGAGAACUUUCCAACAGUUACAGGCUUCCCUGGCCUGAGCACAAGCACUUGCCGCAGCCCGAUGGCAGCGUUCUUUCCAUUGUAGGCAGCCGUCCUUCUCAGAGUCUUGGCUGUUCUCCAGUAGAACUGGAACGAGGCCCUCGGGGUUUUGGAUUCAGUCUUCGCGGAGGAAAGGAGUAUAACAUGGGCUUAUUCAUCCUUCGACUUGCUGAGGAUGGGCCUGCUAUCAAGGAUGGAAGAAUUCACGUUGGUGACCAGAUUGUUGAAAUCAAUGGCGAACCUACCCAAGGUAUCACUCAUACACGAGCCAUUGAGCUGAUUCAAGCAGGAGGAAAUAAAGUUGUUCUUCUUCUGAGACCAGGGACUGGCUUGAUACCAGAUCAUGGUGAUCAAGAUAGUUUUAAUCCAUCAUCCUCAAAUAUAAUAUAUGAUGAACAGUCACCAUUACCCCCCUCUUCAGUAUGUGAUUUACCAGUACUGGAAGAAGCUUUAGCACAUGUUCACAUAUCUGAGAAACUGGAAGAAGCUAAGAACACUGUGCCUGACAAGAAAAGCACUUUAACUGAAAACCAGUCUGAGCUGAAGCAUCUGUCUUCUACCCAGAAGCAUAUGAAGAGAUGGGACCAGCCUACUAGUUUAGGGUAUAAGCUGUCAAAAAAUAAUUUAGAAUUAGUAACUGAUGACAUCAUUAGGAGAGACAGAUCUGAGAGUCCAAAAAGAUUGGGCACAUCUGGGGAAUCGCAGCAAGUGGGGCUCCACAGUCCAAGGAAAGGUGAGAGACAAAACACACACAGCAAUCUCUCAGACCAGUCUGAGCAUCCCAGGAGAGGUGAGAAUACACACUCAGAAAUCAAUUUAAAAGAAACUUUGAGAGCAAACCAAGGCAGAUCUGUCAGUCCCCAAAAGCAUCCCAAAAAAGAAGAAAGUGGGGACAAAUCAGACAAGUUACUAGAGACUCAAGAUAAAAUAGCUGGUGGUGGUGAUGUUGAGACUAUUGAGCUGUUCAAAGAUGGAAAUGAAAAAUCAGGAGUAACACAGCAAGACACAAAGCAGAACAUUGCUGGAAAGAAUAAGAAGUGGUCUCAAGAGAGAAAAAAACCAAAAGUGGAUGAAAAGACUCUUCCACUAAAUAAGGCCAAUGAGCCUAGGAGAAAAGUAGAUGAAGAUGAAAAAGUAAAGAAAGCCAGUGCUGGAGAGCCAAGUUCUAGCAACUUCAAAACUGCAAGUCUUUCUGAUGUUUCACAGCUUUCCAAGGAAAAAAAAAGUAGGCUUGAAACACAAGAUCCAGUUAUUCUGAACAAAGACCACACAGAAAAAGUCUUGGAGCCAACUGAUGAAACCAAAGAUGAUGGAAUUUCAAAAACUGAAUGCAGCUCUCCAGUCAAGAAAGCACCAAUAACUCCUGGACCUUGGAAGGUACCAAGUGCAAGUAAAGUCACAAAAGCAACAGGUGUCACUGAAAAACCAGUUUGACAAACAUUUUCAGAACAUGUUUUAAUCAGGUUUCUAAUCUGGUCAAUUAAAAGCAUCUUUUUUCCACAAAGUUGUCAUUUUUCAGAAACUAACUCUAGAGGCUGGACAGUACGUUUGAUCUUAAACUUAACUAAGCUGCAUGAAGGACCUUUCAGAUUGCUUGUAAGCAACUCUUCCAUAAGCUGCUGUCCCCUCGUCCUUUUGAAGGCAGUGUCCUGCUGCUCUCUCAACAUUGCACUGCUAAGGCUUUCUCAGAUAGUAUUGUGAGAUUCUGAACAAACUUUCUUAAUGCUUGUAUUGCCAAUGUGAUCAUGACUCACUACUUCUUCUUGUGCCAAGUUAUCUACUGUAGCUAAUCAAUUUCAUCCUCCUUGUACGUUUUUCCCAGACACAGCAAAGCCAAGAUUUUGUUUGAAAAUAGCUAUUUUCUCAAAGGCAUGUCGCAUGUUUAUAUAGGGGAAUAAUUCGAGUUCUCACAACUUCAGUAAGAAGGUGAGUGUGCUGGUUCUAUCAACUCUAGGGCAGCAAAUGAGCCACUGAUGCUGCCCCACUGGCUUCUUUUCUUAAAAGUUCCUAAUACCUAAUGUGACAUUUAAAGAGAGAAUUGCAUUUUGUUCUGAUCUAUGGGAUCAGUUUUGCUUUCUAUUAGCAUAGCAAAACAAAAUGUUUAAUAUGCUUAAUUCAUUUAAGGUAAUUAUAGUAACUAUCUGCAAAACACAUAUUGCAAACAAUUUUGAAGACUAAGUGGUGAAAUCAUGGCCCUGUUAAAUUACUGGCAAAAAUAUCCAUUGACUUCAGCAGAGCCAUGAUUUUACCUUGUCAGUUCUUUAGAAAUAAGGAAUGGACUUGGUGCUAUGCUUUCAACCUCCCUCUGGUACUGUAUGUCAAAGCACCACAUACUGUAUGUUUUAAAAACACGUGGAAAUGUCCCAUCUUUACUUGUAAAACUAAAAAUUGAUAUGUAAAAGUAGUAUUUGAAACAGCAAAUCCUGCUGUUGCAAACACAGACAGAACCAACCACCACCAACAGCUUCUUUUAAAAGUCCCUCUGACCUGUGCCUACUAUUAGAAGUCUCCUGUGUUUUGUAUGUGUGUAAUUGCUUUUGGGUUGAGUGAGAAACAGAUGACAUACAGGGUACAUGAGACUUAAUAUCUAUUGUUUGGGCUUUAAUAUGUAUUUCAAUAAUGUUGAGGAAUGUUAACAGAUGAUAUUUUUAUAGCAGUCUGCAGAAAUUUCAUGGAUUGAUUUACUCAGUAGCAUUCUUAAUGGAUUUGAUUUCCUGACCUGUGCUAAGUUUUCAAUGACUGAAAAUAAAAAACAGUAAAAGGAGCUGGGCCAGUUCCCAAAAGGAGAGGAAAAAUGGUAAGGAAAGUCAAGAUCAGUUUCUGGACCCUCAUGUUAAACUAAUCUGACUUGCUCAUUAAAAAUAUAACUGAGCAGCUAAGUUGAUUAGCCUCACUAAACUUAAAAAAAAAAAAUCAGUUCUGACUUGAAGCUAGACACUUUUGAAAUAGACAACUACUGAGCAGCAGGCUUAAAUGAACAGUUCUAAAAUAAACAGAUUUUAAAGCACAUCUGAACUGCCCUCUGCUGCUUCACAUUUUAUGAAUCCAUCAAUUUGCUGUAGCAUAAACUGUACAAAUCCUCAAUAUUGUAGAGCUUGACUGUGAAAAUAUUUGAGUUAGCCUAUGUAGAUAUUAAUCCUGUAUUCUUGGUUGAUAAACCUGUGGGAUCCUCUUUAAGUAAGGAGUAUGCACUUGUUCUAACCAUUGAGAAUAGUACCAAAUUCAGAAAUUUAAUACUGAGAUGAAUUAGCACCAUUUCAAUGGUUAACAGUCAGCAAGUACCCAUCCAUCCAAAUGUUGUUUUCUGAUUGUUAACAUUGUGACCUGCUUUGGUGUCCUCUGUGAGUCUUUUCUAGAGAACUUGUACCUGUACUUACUGUAUAAGAUGACUUAGCAAUGUGGCCUUGGAAUGCUAACAUAUGGAUGUAAAUGUUUAUAUAUUGUACAGCACCUUUAUAUAUACACACUUCUGAGGUUCUGACUAGAGACCUGUAAAUCGCUCAUUAUUUUUUAUAUAGAUAUAUUAAAAAGAAACUCCCAUUCA
Gopherus flavomarginatus (Mexican gopher tortoise) is the source of this 6573-nucleotide messenger RNA. It is a transcript of the gene MAGI3, whose product is annotated as membrane associated guanylate kinase, WW and PDZ domain containing 3. Lineage: Eukaryota; Metazoa; Chordata; Testudines; Testudinidae. Gene Ontology annotation, cellular component: cytoplasm. Gene Ontology annotation, molecular function: protein binding. The transcript is spliced from 21 exons. The record is from RefSeq and is a predicted model, not a curated record. The coding region runs from base 30 to 4463 and encodes 1477 amino acids. Gene Ontology annotation, biological process: signal transduction.